UCUCCCGUUGGGUGUCACUUGUGUCCGAUCAGUCUGAGGAUGUGGCUGCAGACUCAGUCCUUCUUUCUGAUUCUGUCUGUGAUCGUCACAGGGUCUCUCUCAACGCCUUGGGACAUGGUGGUCCCUCCAGAGGUCACUGUCUCCAGAGGAGAAGACGCCUUCCUCAGCUGCUCCUUCACCCACCCCCGUCAGCAGCAGUAUUCAGGGGAGAUCACUGUGAAAUGGCUGGCCAGAGAACCAAAAGCUUCACCGUUCUUCAUCUGUUCAGUUAGAAACAACUCUAUGGACGGACUUGGCAACUGUUCAGCUUCUGGAUUGAAACAUUCCCUGGCUGGAGACCCUCGACGGGGGGAGCUGUCCCUCCUCAUCAGGAAGACACAGCUGAUGGAUAAUGAAAGAUACUUCUGCAGAGUGGAGCUGGAGGUCCAGAGGGAUAGUUACCAGACAGCGACAAAGCUUCAUGUGACAGCUGAACCUCAGAUCCUGAGUCUCUCUGUGGCGGAGACAUCCCCCGACUCAAACAGCGCCCCCCGGAGGCUGCAGUGUGAGGUGGAGGGACACCCACUGCCUGAGAUCGUCUGGCUGUCGGCCUCCAGGAAGCAGAUAGAGACCCGGGGGGAGUCCUCUCCGUCCGGCCUGUACCGCCUGAUGAGCUCUGUGCCGUACCUGGAGGAGGAGGUGUUGACCUGCAGGGCGGAGAGCGAGCUGGGCGAUGCAGAGAGGACGUAUCCACCCAGUGACACUCUGAUGAUAACACUGGUUGUGUGUGGACUCCUCCUCCUGCUGCUGCUCUCUGCAGGUGUCAUCAUCUAUUACCUGAGGAACAGAGGUGUGAUGUCACAGUGCAGUACACAGCAUUCAGGUGAAAGUGACCUUCCAGCAUGUCCUCCACUGAAGAAGAAACCAUGUUUUCAUCUAAAAAGAGCUUCAUGUAAAAGUGUCAGAGCAGGAGAAAGAAGUGACAUCACUGACUCAGCUCGAUCUGACUCUGCUCCUAUUUAUGGAAACGCUGACUUCAUGAAGAAUCAUGGACAGCGAGCCUGUGACUCUUCAGCUGACGGCGACGCCGAGGAUAAGCUGGUCUAUUCAGCCGUCAUCCCGAGCAGGUCCACUUCCUGUGAGUCCCGUUCACCUGGAGCGCCACCUGCUGAUGUCAUCGGCUCACGGCAACACGAGGAGACAGGUGUCCUGUACGCUGUUGUGAACGUCCGGUCCUGACUGAGGGAUGGACGUUAUCAGCCUGAUGUGAUGAACAAUGAGGACAACAGCUGAUUCACACACAUUUAUAUUUUAUUCUUUAUCUUUCAGGAACAACAAACAUGUAAAAAUAAGUGAUGUGCUAUUUCCUGGAAUCUGCACAUAGUCUGUACAUAUGUUUCAUAUGUUUUAUUCUCUUGUUCUCAUGUGCUUCACUUAUGAUUGGUUGUUUAAUAAAGAGUCAUUUCCGUUACUGAUCUUUCUGUUCCU
Messenger RNA from Seriola aureovittata, 1467 nucleotides. Its product is annotated as sialic acid-binding Ig-like lectin 15. NCBI's taxonomy places the organism in Eukaryota, Metazoa, Chordata, Actinopteri, Carangiformes, Carangidae. Gene Ontology annotation, biological process: regulation of osteoclast development; regulation of bone resorption; regulation of actin cytoskeleton organization. Gene Ontology annotation, cellular component: plasma membrane. The coding region runs from base 40 to 1218 and encodes 392 amino acids. The transcript has 8 exons. The record is from RefSeq and is a predicted model, not a curated record.